This is a messenger RNA of Pyricularia oryzae 70-15, 471 nucleotides long. RefSeq lists its product as uncharacterized. Lineage: Eukaryota; Fungi; Ascomycota; Sordariomycetes; Magnaporthales; Pyriculariaceae. The coding region runs from base 1 to 471 and encodes 156 amino acids. The record is from RefSeq and is a predicted model, not a curated record. The transcript is spliced from 4 exons.
AUGCCUGUGGUUUCUGCCCCGGCAAUCACCGGAGACGGCGGCUUUGUUCAGCUGGACACAGAGUCUGACCGAUUUAAACACGUUCCUGUGGGAGCGAAGAACCUCCAAGUACUGCCCGAGUCAUCAGAUACGAAGCACUUGGUGGAAUGUGGGACUUUUCAUGUAGCGCGUUGUCGUGUGGGAGAAUUCGGUUUACAAAUCCAACACGUCGUGGGACAAAUUUGGGCGGCGUUUGGUUGGGAUAAGUCCCGGUACGUAGCUGUGCAAUGUUAUCAUUGGGUGGAGUUAACGGCCCAGCUCAAGGGCCCUAGUGGACUUGCUGGUCUGUCGUUGGUCGGCAAAGCAUCAAUGUCCUGGUCUCCCAUCGUUCGGCUGGAUUACGGAGCAAUUGCUCCUCCCUGUCUCGGCCCUACAAUCCGAUUCGCUUGCUUGCAGGUUCCCGACCCCUGGGAGACGAGACAGCAAUCAUAA